This is a messenger RNA of Kwoniella mangroviensis CBS 8507, 1008 nucleotides long. RefSeq lists its product as uncharacterized. The transcript has 11 exons. The record is from RefSeq and is a predicted model, not a curated record. The coding region runs from base 1 to 1008 and encodes 335 amino acids. Lineage: Eukaryota; Fungi; Basidiomycota; Tremellomycetes; Tremellales; Cryptococcaceae.
AUGCCAUCUAAAAAAAUCAAGUUCAUCAACAAACCAAAGGAUACGAGAUCUCCCUACCCUGGUCAGGACAACAUCGACCCACGAGUCAUCCAAACCUCUUCUCCUACUCCCCAAACCAACCAACGUCCAAAAAGGGCAAGAGUUCAAUCCAUCCGAUAUAACGAAGCUGAGUACUUCACCAGCUUGGAUAUCGAAGACCCAAUCCCAUCAAAGCGCCCUCGAAACUCUUCACCUUCUUCGUCUUCCAUAUCAUCAGGAUAUGAAAGCGAAUACAAACCUCCUUCGUCCUCCUGUCCUGACCCCGCUUCGGACGUUGGUCUCUCAGCACCUACGAGCCCCUCCCUCCCAAUGGAACUAGACUCACCACCUCCGUCAUCACCGCCAAGAAGGUUUGACAGGAUCGGCAAAACCAUCUCUGGCAGAGCACCGACUUCAACAUCCCAACGAGGGAAAGAAGAAACAGUUACACCAUCGUUAAGACCGGACAUUGAGUUGAUCGAUUGGAUCUUUUUGGCGGAAGAUUCGUCUUCGGAAUCUGAGGGCUGGGAAGAUUCUGAGGCAGAUGAGGUAGAAGAGUUCUUUGGGGUAACAACCAAUUUCCCGUCUACACCACGUAAAAUGGUGAAGACAAGAACGGGAAGGAAGGCUCAUCCUAGCCCGCACAAGGACAUAUCACCUAUCAAGUUGUUCAAGCCACAAGCUACAUAUACGAGGUGUUUUUCCGAAGAAACGACGGAGUCCUUGAUUCGGCUGCAUGGUUCUUCUUUUGGUGCUCUCGAUGUUAUAGAGAGGGUCAUACGAGCGUGGGAGACAUACCUGGACUACCGUUUGGAGGAUGGGUCGGAAGCCGAAGCUUUGAGGUUACUAGGAAAGGUAGAAACGAAACAUGGUAAGGAUGCCAUCAGAGACAUACGAUCGAGACAUCAGACCAAGCACUCUGUUCCAGUUCAACAGAAAAUUUCCACCUUCUUGACAGGAGCAGGGCCAUCGGUUGCUCGGCAUGUGUAA